AUGCCACCAACACUCCACCUCGUGCGUCACGCCGAAGGCUUCCACAACUCCGCCUGGCACGGCGAAGCCAUCCACGACCCUCUUCUCACCGAGAAAGGAGAAGCCCAAUGUGCCGAACUCUGCAAAAACUUUCCCUACCACGACAGAAUCGACAUGCUUAUGGCUUCUCCAAUGAAACGCACAAUCCAAACCUGCAAAUUCAGCUUCAAACCUGCAGUCGACAAAGGCUUGCCGAUCCUGCUUAUGCCACUGGCGCAAGAAAGCAGUAAUGAACCUAUGGAUACAGGUUCCUCUGUCUCCGAAAUCAAGUCUACAUUCGGCGAUUUAGUAGACGAACACCGCAUUGCCUCCGUCUAUCCCCAUUGGACUUCCAACUGUGGACGUUUCGAUACGGAUCCAGAGACCAUGAUGGAUAGAGCUAAGAUGCUCAGACGGUAUAUCAGAGAUAGGCCAGAGGCGAAUAUUGUUUUGGUUAGUCAUGGCACUUUUGCACAUGCAUUGACGGGAAAUUUCACGCAAGAGGGAGAACAGACGACACGCAUGUGGGAAAAUGCAGAGUGUAGGACUUAUACGUUUGGGGAUGGGGAUGAGGCGGAAAUCAUUGAGACUGAGGAGAGCAAGAAACGACGACCGAGUUUGGAGAUUAGUUCUGGGGAGGAAGGCGAGGAGUAG
Aureobasidium melanogenum CBS 110374 is the source of this 672-nucleotide messenger RNA. Its product is annotated as phosphoglycerate mutase-like protein. The transcript has 2 exons. Gene Ontology annotation, cellular component: cytoplasm. The coding region runs from base 1 to 672 and encodes 223 amino acids. Gene Ontology annotation, molecular function: phosphatase activity. Lineage: Eukaryota; Fungi; Ascomycota; Dothideomycetes; Dothideales; Saccotheciaceae. The record is from RefSeq and is a predicted model, not a curated record.